Coregonus sp. 'balchen' is the source of this 38955-nucleotide messenger RNA. The record is from the annotation of a GenBank genome assembly. Lineage: Eukaryota; Metazoa; Chordata; Actinopteri; Salmoniformes; Salmonidae.
AUGGACAAAGGGCCUGCUGUCUGCCUGCCUCCCUGCCUGUCUGCUCCUGCCACAGAUGGCGUUUGGUCAGGGGAAAGGAUGGAGACAGAGAAACGGACAGCAUCACAAAAGCAAAGCAGCACUCUUCUCCACACCCCCUUCUUCAUCGACCCUGUGCGCUUCAAACGCUCCCCAAACACGAGUGGCCAGGCCUUUGUUGAGCCCAGCAGGGGGUCCCCUUCAUGUACAGAUGGGAGCCUGCAUCAUCAAAACCUCCAGUUGUAGAAGAGGGCCUGGGCCAACUCUGGUCUUCCCAUCAGGGGGAAAGGGGAAUAGGGCUGAUGUUUUGACAUUGGGACGUGUCUGUCAGUUGGGUUGAGUUAAUGGGAGAGAUCCCUUAGCCUUUAGAUUCACAGCACAGCACACCACCCAACCAUUCUCUUCCUGCACAUAUCAUCAGAAGAGCGACGUGAUGCUCGUGUCUGUCUCUCUCAUAUCUGUCUCUUAUGUCUGUCUAGCCGGUCUGUCUGCUCCCAUGAUCCUCUCUGUCCGGUAAUAUGUGUACACACACAUGUAUUUUGGAUGCGUUUUCAUGCCAGAAAGGGGAAAUCAAUGCUCACCUAUGCCGUACAACAUGAAUGCUGCAUUUAGGAAGACUAGCUCUCAGCACAGAAUUGGCAGCAAAGCCUUUACUAGCUGCUAAAGCUGUGUCGGACACCUUAAGCCUCCCAUUAGGGGUUCCGGGAGAGAGCGAGAAUUUGUCUGUCUAUAUGUGUCUGUGUUUAGUCUGAGAGACAGAGAUCAAGAGAGUAUAGGCUGUGUGUUUGUGUGGGAAAGAAAAUAGAUCAAUUUGUUCCUGUCUCCUGAAUCUGUGACUCUACAUACAUACAGUAUUUUCCAAUAGCUAUGGGCUUGUAUUCAAUUAAGCCAAUUAAUGUAUUGCUUAAUAGUUUAUUUGGUGCUGCUGUACUUAUGUACUUGUAUGUAAUAAUGGAGAUGGGAUGUGUGUGUCUGUAUUGGAUGUACUUGCAUGCGUGUGUGUGUGUGUGUGUGUGCAGUCAUAAAGAGUGUAAUUGAAAGGCCUGUGCUGUGUGUGUUUUACCAGGGGCUGUGCAGCUCCUCAAGCGGGUCUCUAAUUACUGUAUCAGCCUGUGAUUAUCCAGAGCUCAGGCUCCAGCACACACAGGCCCACAUGGACCAGUUAAACCGACAUCAGCAGAGACGCAUCACCAGCACACACCUCAUGAAAAUCUGUGUUUUGUGGCAUAUAGUUACAUUGUUGCUUCUGUUUGCUGAGAGGAAGUCGCAUUCUCAUUAAACCGACAUCUUAGAAAGUUAUUCACAGUGCUUUAUUAAAAAGUGUAAUAGACUAAUUAGAUGGGAUUCAAUACAUUUUUGUUGUUUUAUCUAACAUGUUGUGAUUCAAAAUAUUUUGAUGUGCAACCUAAUCCAGUGAUUGUCAUGAAUUGUAAAUUGACAAUGGGCUAUUGUUGUUAUAUUUUACUGUUAAAAUAGGGUUCCAGAAUGUUCCAAUUUUUUUGUUUGUUUAGUAGAGAUGAAUUUGCCUGCAUCUAUGUGCACUAAUAUCAAAGGCUCAUUUAUUUGGUGCUAAUUCACCUGAGUAAGUGGAAACUCAAAACACAUUGGCUAGAUCGCUAACUCGAAAUAUAAUACCCACUGCUAAUAUCCAUGCAUUAAUCUAACGGUACAUUUUAUGUCCCCAAAAACGUUGCAGUUGUAGCCUAGGUUACUACCUAAUGAAGCCUAUGCAAUCGCAAUGGCUGACGCACAUUUUGCGCGCUCUGUAUCUCAAAGCCAUAUAAAAUAUAUUGUUUGUAAAAUAGUCACUAUUGAGCUCAAAAUUGAGAGUUGAGAAAUAAAACACUAUACCUACACAAAGCUGAGAACCUCCUCUCUUCGACUGUGACAACAGUUGCUGUGUUUUCCCCGCAAUUGGAUUUUGAAAAUGUUAUACAAUCAGACCACUUUUUUUUUUUUUUCUCACUGAGCAUUUCUUUCCCUGGGAAAGGAGAGAGCGAGAGUGGCUCGCUCGACACAGCAGAAGGCCCCAGUGAAACAAGUUGGGUCUGACUGCGACCUGUGUCCUGGGCGGUUCUUACCUGACCAGGCAAGAAUCGCUCUGGGAAAACCUGCCCCCUCUUUCAAUUCGCUUCUGGAUUCUUCUCUUUCUAUUGGCUUCUGGCUACUUCCUCAUUCUACAGGUCGCAUUGAGUCAUGGGGCAGCUGUAUCACGGUGUCGCCGGCGAUAACAUUAGCUAACAUGGCAACCAAUGCACCGGUGUUGUAUCGAGGUGCUUGCCAACCUGAGGUGCUUCCCACUGGGCAGCUGUAUCACGGUGUUACCGGUAGCUAGUAAUUUGGCAAUUUUCUUCUACCCUUCCAGGAUUAUAUUUCAAGUAGGAUAACAGUUUACACGAGAGAACUAAUAUUGGUAGUCAUAAACACUGAGGGUACAAAACAUUAGGAACACCUUCCCAAUAUUGAGUUGCACCCCCUUUUGCGUUCAGAACCGCCUCAAUUCGUCGGGGCAUGGACUCUACAAGGUUUCGAAAGUGUUCCACAGGGAUACUGGCCCAUGUUGACUCCAAUGCUUCCCCACAGUUGUGUCAAGUUGGCUGGAUGUCCUUUGGGUGGUGGACCAUUCUUGAGAUCCCAAGGGAAGCUGUUGAGCGUGAAAAACCCAGCAGCGUUGCAGUUGUUGACACACUCAAACCGGUGCGCCUGGCAACUACUACCAUACCCCGUUCAAAGGGACUUUAAAUAUUUUUGUCUUGCCCAUUCACCCUCUGAAUGGCACACAUACACAAUCCUUGGGCUCCCGAGUGGCUCAGCGGUCUAAGGCACUGCAUCUCAGUGCUUGAGGUGUCACUACAGACCCCCUGGUUCGAUUCCAGGCUGUAUCACAACCGGCCGUGAUUGGGAGUCCCAUAGGGCGGCGCACAAUUUGGCCCAGCGUCGUCCGGGUUUGGCCGGUGUAGGCCGUCAUUGUAAAUAAGAAUGUGUUCUUAACUGACUUGCCUAGUUAAAUAAAGGCUUAACAAUCAUUCUUUAACCUGUCUCCUCCCCUUCAUCUACACUGAUUUGAAGUGGAUUUAACAAGCGACAUCAAUAAGGGAUCAUAGCUUUCACCUGGUCAGUCUGUCAUGGAAAGAGCAGGUGUUCCUAAUGUUUUGUGCACUCAGUGUAGAUGUUGCUGUGAUACAGUCUACUCAAUGGGGAGAGCAUGAACGGCAACAACCCUGGGACACAGUGUCCCUCGCUCCCGUUUUCCAAGCACUGCUGUCCCACAAUGGCGUGGGGAAUAGCUACUAGUGUAGCCAAUGUCAGGGGGUAACUCUUGCAGUAGUUCAAUGGUAAAGUCAUCAAUAAAACUGGCUGCUACUGCGGCCCGUAGAACGAGGAAGUAGCCAGGAGCCAAUAGAAAGACUGGGCGGGUUUUCCCUGGGCGGUUCUUGCAUGGUCAGGUAAGAACCGUCCAGGACGCGGGUCGCAGUCGGACCAUAUUGAGCGAAACCGGUACAGGGGCAGGCAGACACUUUAAUUACAAGAAUCAUAAGCAUAAUGCACUUUACUGUUUGUCCUAAUCAUGGUUUUAGCCUCCUACAAAAUAGGACGUUUUAAGUGAGGUGACCAUGUACAAUGUUCAGCUCGGACUGAUGCGACUAAUUCAAAUCAAGGUCGUUAAAUGCGACUAAAUGGUCGCAGUCUGGAGCCCUGCUUUGGUCAGGAUUAUUUUUCAUACGUACUAAAUCACCUAAAAACAGAGGAUGUAGGCCAAGGUGGUGGUGAUUAAAGAGGGCUGGAGAUUGCAUCUCUGUUGGGGUCCACUGUCCCCAAACAAUGCUGUGGGCCUGUUUUUUCGCCUCAUCCCCUCUGGCUAUUGAGGAGUAGAGCACUACAUGCAACCAUUUGCAGCUCUGUCUCUGGAGAGGUGUAAGUGAUACAUCAUCAGUUUGGGGGACAGGUUGUGAGUGGGAGUGAUAUAGUGUGACACGCCAUCUCCCUCUCCUCUCCCCUCCAUCUUCCAAUGAGAGGGUGACCCUGCUGUGGAGAGAUGGUCCCUGGAGGGGUGACGUGGGGCAGGGGGAUUAUACCCCCUCUGGUACACAGCUGAGCCGAUGGGUACCUCAUCGCCCCUUUCCAUCAUGAGCAGCCCCGAAACACAACCCUCCAAUUGAAAAGCUGUGAAAUAGGCCACGGCAGCCACUAAUGUGAUUUCUCUACUUUACAGAAACACACACACACACACACACACACACACACACACUCUAACCAGUAAGGCAGUAUCAGGGGUUUGUGUGUGUGAGCCCACCACCAUGAGGCUAGGUAUAAGAUAUUGGUGUAUUUGACUGGCUAUCUCUGAUGUAGCCAGGCAGGCCAGGGUUAUACAGCAGUCCUCUCAGGCAUCAUGUGCCCCACCUCUAUGGCUGUGCUGUGCUGUGUGGGAUAGGAGGUUGAGGAUCAGAGAAGUCACUGUCACAUGGGAUUCCCAUCACUCCCUCUCCCUGCUUGUCUGUCUGUCUGUCUUACACAUGCCAAACCUAAGGACUGUGUUGCCAGGUCUAGAACACUGCUGGUUUGAUCUUUGUUAUAAUGAUUAUCACUAACGAAGAUGCAUUAUGUAAUUAUUAGAGCAAUCGUUUCUAUGCUUGGAAAGGAUGGGGUUUAGCUUAGGUUGAGGAACUGUUGUCUGCUUCUCUUCCUGUGUUGCUCUGAAUGAUUCCUCUUGGUGCUGUGAAAAUCAAUGGGACUCUAAGAAAUGGAGCAUGCAGGAAGGGGAUUUCAGAUACACAUAGAGAAUGGGGAGCGAGAGUUGUGGGUAAUGUAGUUUGGUUUGGGGACACCCCUUGCCCACGUUGUGUGGGUGCUGGCUCUACUCUCUAUAUCCCAGAUGGGCUGAAAUCUAGGCCAGCUCUGAUUGCAUGCCUGAGCUCAUCUCUCUCGCUCACUCUUCUUCUCUCUCACUCUGUCUCUAUCUCUCUUCCCCCGUCUCUCUCAUAUACGUGCCAGUCGUAUGCUGACCUCACUGAAUGGGCUGCUGUCUGAAUAUUUGAUGAGGCGCCCAGGUUUCUUGCAGGCAGGAGUAGAGGAACAGGGCUGGUGCUGCUGCUGUGAAUGACUGGUGAGAGGCACGAAGGGACUCCUAUCUAUUAUGGUAACCACUAAUCCUCAUGUUGUGGAAUGGAAAACCACACACUCCAGACCCUAGCUGAUUUAACUGGCAUUCCUUCUCACUGAUGAAGUGGGCGAAGUUCACCUGUCAAGGAUAGUGAAUUAGCAUGAAUUAUUCUACAAGGGCACUGACUUAGAUAUUAUUUUGGAAUAAGUGUAGGUAUAUUUCUUGAGGACCUAUCACACUGACGUGCAGAUUGUGUUCCCUGUGCUACAGAGUCUUUGAUGUGGUGUGCAUGCUGACAUCUCUGAGGAGGUUAUUGGGGAUUUUGUCACAUUUCAUUAGUUGUGUGAUGUGUUAGACUGAACAGCCUGGCAGGUCUCAGUGUGAUGGAGAGACAGAUCUGUUGGUCUCCUCAGCUCAAUGUUGGAUCUGUACCUUUGUACCUGGCUGGGUGCUUGUGUUGUUAGUGGUGGCAGUUGUUCUGUGGAGCAGGGAUGUAUCUCCUCUCAGAAUUCUCCCAUCCCACUGCCUCUGGAAUGGAGUUAAACACAAACACUUCCUUAUGCAAAAUGUCUCCCACACAGUUAAUGCUGCAACAUGUAACAGGCUUGCUCAGAGACAGUCCUCUUAUGUGGAGCCAAAACAAGCUAGUCGUAUCUCUUUCUCUCUGAACAGAGAUACUUAGUGGGCAUGUGUGCCUGAAGCUACGAAGCUAUGAUAGAGAGUGGGUGACUGACAAGUAUUGAUGUUUGUUGUGUUCCCACUGCCUUUAAUGGCUUGUCUGCCAUGUGAGAUCUGACUGGAUGGUUGCCCCAGGUUCCUCUUAUUCUCAUUUGCCUGACUGGUUAUUCCCAGAAAACCUGAAAGAAAGUGGAGGAGAUCAAAUUGGAAUUCAUCCUGAUCGGGCUUUAACUGAGCUUAAAGAUGUACACAAGAGACUCAGUCAAAUAUCUGGAUUUUAGAUUUUUGAAAGGCAAGGAUCCAUUGGGCAUCUUUAUGCAGUUUUGGGUUUAGUGAUGAGAGAAGAGCGAGGCCAUUAUAUCAGGUAGGCUGCCAAGGCCUGUGAGUGGCCUAGAGAUAAAGCUUUAGUCCUGCCGUAUCUGCCCUCUAAUUAAAUAGCCAACGUUGUUUUGGCAGCCAAGAUUACACCCUCCUACUCACCAUGCUGAACCCUCGCCCCUACACACAGACACAGGGCUGAGGCCAGUUUAUUAGACUGCUCAGGAACCAACUCCCUCUGUAUUUGAGGAACUCAACCUUUGUUAAAGUUUCAUUUAGAAAUAAGUUGUAUCAGCACAACCUCCUUCCCUCCUUUGCAUGCACUACUGAAGCAAACAUAGAAAUACAUAUAAAUGCAUAUACACACACGUCCCCUCACAUGUGAGCAUCUUGCAGAUUCAGUUGCUUACCGCUCUGCGUGUGGUUGCCAUGGUAUCGGUAGCCAGGACCUUCAAAUAAUCCUUCACGGAGUACUGCAGAGCUCUCCUUCACAGAGUGGCCUGUGCUCUACAGCAGAGCCCCAGCCUCAGGGACACAGCCUCUGCUGGGUCCCCAACAACCUGAUGUUCCGGUUUUCAGGGGAAAUGGAAAGAGAGCCUGUGACGCCACUUUCACCUUUUGGACGUUAACAAGGCGACACUCCAUCUUAACUCCUCCACAUUUACUGGAUUGGUUGAACAGUGCAGAAGAGAACCUCCCCCGACAGUUUAUUUUCUUCUCGUCAAGACCAGUACGUAGAGGAUAUAGUUUAUUUUACGCCUGCUACGUUAGGUUAGGGACACACAGGCAGAGACUAGACUACUGAUUUGUGGGAUCAGAUACAGAUAGGUCUCUUACCUAACAGUCACAUUCACAAGAAGAUACACUAUAUUUACAAAAGUAUGUGGACACCCCUUCAAAUUAGUGGAUUCGGCUAUUUCAGCCACACCCAUUGCUGACUGGUGUAUAAAAUGGAGCACACAGCCAUGCAAUCUCCAUAGACAAACAUUGGCAGUAGAAUAACCUUGCUGAAGAACUCAGUGACUUUCAACAUGGCACCAUCAUAGGAUGCCACCUUUCCAACAAGUCAGUACAUCAACUGUAAGUGCUGUUAUUGUGAAGUGGAAGCGUCUAGGAGCAACAACGGCUCAGCCGCGAAGUGGUAGGCCACACAAGCUCACAGAACCGGACCGCCGAGUGCUAAAGUGCGUAGCGUGUAAAAAUCGUCUGUUCUCUGUUGCAACACUUACUACCGAGUUCCAAACUGCCUCUGGAAGCAACGUCAGCACAAGAACUGUUCGUUGGGAGCUUCAUGAAAUGGGUUUCCAUUGCCGAGCAGCUGCACACAAGCCAAAGAUCACCAUGCACAAUGCCAAGUGUCUGCUGGAUUAGUGUAAAGAUCGCCGCCAUGGGGCUCUGGGGCAGUGGAAACGCGUUCUCUGGAGUGAUGAAUCACGCUUCAGCAUCUGUAAGUCCAACGGACAAAUCUGGUUUUGGCGGAUGCCAUGAGAACACUACCUGCUCGAAUACAUAGUGCCAACUGUAAAGUUUGGUGGAGGAGGAAUAAUGGUCUGGGGCUGUUUUUCAUGGUUCGGGAUAGGCCCCUUAGUUCCAGUGAAGGGAAAUCUUAAUGCUACAGCAUACAAUGACAUUCUGGACCAGGGUUCCCCAACUAGCAGCCAGAAUUUGGCCCGUGGGUGGUUUUAUUUGGCCCCCCAAGUUUGUUGUACAUAAGACUGUAAAAAUACCAGGAAAUCAGCUCCAAGUAUUCCCACGCAUAAUAGAGAGAAGUGGUGGUAUACAAAUAAUAAUAAUAAAUAAUAAUUGGUGGAUUUAUAUAGCACUUUUCUACUAACUGAGGUACUCAAAGCGCUUUACAUAGUAGGGGGAAAAUCACCUCAUCCGCCAUCAAUGUGUAGCACACACCUCACUGAUGCACGGCGACCAUUUUUGUGCCAGAACGUGAUAUAUGCCAAUUAGGAAUGAAGGGGAUGAUUAGGUGGCCAUGAUGGAAUGUGGCCAGGUUGGGAAUUUAGCCAUGACACCGGGGUGAACACCACUACUCUUACAAUAAGUGCCAUGGGAAUUUGAAUGACCACCGAGAGUCAGGACACCCGUUUUAACAUUCCAUCCGAAAGACUGCACCCUACGCAGGGCAAUGGCCCCAAAUGUAAUCAAGGUUUGAAAUUAUGUUUUAGUCACUUAUUAUAUAUGUUUGGGCUACUUGCGGUUCAUUUGCAGUCUAAAAACAUUGUUUUUUUACUAUGUUCCGGCCCCACGACCAUCCACUUAAGAAAUAAUUGGCCCACGGCUGAAUCUAGUUGAUGAUCACUGUUCUAGACGAUUCUGUGCUUCCAACUUUGUGGCAACAGUUUGGGGAAGGCCCUUUCCUGUUUCAGCAUGACAAUGCCCCCGUGCACAAGGUGAGGUCCAUACAGAAAUGGUUUGUCGAGAUCGGUGUGGGAGGACAUGACUGGCCUGCACAGAGCCCUGACCUCAACCACAUCGAAAACCUUUGGGAUGAAUUGGAAUGCUGACUGCGAGCCAGGCCUAAUCGCCCAACAUCAGUGCCCGACCUCACUAAUGCUCGUGGCUGAAUGGAAGAAAGUCCCCGCAGCAAUGUUCCAACAUCUAGUGGAAAGCCUUCCUAUAAGAGUGGAGGGGGCUAUAGCAGCAAAGGGGGGACCAACGCCAUAUUAAUGCCCAUGAUUUUGGAAUGAGAUGUUCGACGAGCAGGUGUCCACAUACUUUUGAUCUUGUAGUGUACGUACAGUACUGUGUAUAUAGUCGCUGUGUACCCAUGACCCUCACCUGCUGUCUCUCUCUUUCCCUCCCCCCAGAUCUGUCGAAGAACAGGCUCACAGAGAUUCCCCCAGAGGUGUGUCUGUUUGCCCCCCUUGAGUCCCUCAACCUAUACCACAACUGCAUCAAAUGCAUCCCAGAAACCAUCAUCAACCUGCAGAUGCUGACCUAUCUCAACAUCAGGUCAGUGAUGACUCAUGGAGCACUGUGGCAUGAUCUGUUUACCCAAUGACCUCAUACUGUUUGAUAUCACCAUGAUAUCACCAGGAUAGAGGAAAUACAAAGGCCCAUAUUUAGGUGUUCACAGCAAAGAACCCACGGGGGGCCAGUAUGAAAAAUAAAAAAUAAUGUAUGCACUCACUUAACUGUAAAUCGCUCUGGAUAAGAGCGUCUGCUAAAUGACUAAAAUGUAAAUGUAAAAUGUAAAGAUAUUGUUAUUCUUGGAUUCUUUUUACCCCCUUGAAAUGGUCAAAUAACGCAAGCAUAGAUGGCAAUGGCACCGAUUGGCCUUUAGGUGGAGCUGUUAUAAGCAGUCUCACUUAAACCCUCAUAUCCACCGCCCCUUUUGACCUAGAGACUUAAAAUGUUGUACAGUUGAGGUCGGAAGUUUACAUACACCUUAGCCAAAUACAUUUAAACUCAGUUUUUCACAAUUCCUCACAUUUUAUCCUAGUAAAAAUUCCCUGUCUUAGGUAAGUUAGGAUCACCACUUUAUUUUAAGAAUGUGAAAUGUAAGUAUAAUAGUAGAGAGUGAUUUAUUUCAGCUUUUUAUUUCUUUCAUCACAUUCCCAGUGGGUCAGAAGUUUACAUACACUCAAUUAGUAUUUGGUAGCAUUGCCUUUAAAUUGUUUAACUUGGGUCAAAUGUUUUGGGUAGCCUUCCACAAGCUUCCCAUAAUAAGUUGGGUGAAUUUUGGCCCAUUCCUCCUGACAGAGCUGGUGUAACUGAAUCAGGUUUGUAGGCCUCCUUGCUCACACACGCUUUUUCAGUUCUGCACACACAUUUUCUAUAGGAUUGAGGUCAGGGCUUUGUGAUGGCCACUCCAAUACCUUGACUUUGUUGUCCUUAAGCCAUUUUGCCACAACUUUGGAAGUAUGCUUGGGGUCAUUGUCUAUUUGGAAGACCCAUUUGCGACCAAGCAUUAACUUCCUGACUGAUGUCUUGAUGUCUUGCUUCAAAAUAUCCAAACAUAACAAUGGUAUUAUGGCCAAACAGUUCUAUUUUUGUUUCAUCAGACCAGAGGACAUUUCUCCAAAAAGUAAGCUCUUUGUCCCCAUGUGCAGUUGCAAACCGUAGUCUGGCUUUUUUAUGACGGGUUUGGAGCAGUGGCUUCUUCCUUCCUGAGCGGCCUUUCAGGUUAUGUCGAUAUAGGACUCGUUUUACUGUGGAUAUAGAUACUUUUGCACCGGUUUUCUCCAGCAUCUUCACAAGGUCCUUUGCUGUUGUUCUGGGAUUGAUUUGCACUUUUCGCACCAAAGUACGUUAAUCUCUAGGAGACAGAACGCGUCUCCUUCCUGAGCGGUAUGACGGCUGCGUGGUCCCAUGGUGUUUAUACUUGAGUACUAUUGUUUGUACAGAUGAACGUGGUACCUUCAGGUGUUUGAAAAUUGCUCCCAAGGAUGAACCAGACUUGUGGAGGUCUACGAUUUUUUUUCUGAGGUCUUGGCUGAUUUCUUUUGAUUUUCCCAUGAUGUCAAGUAAAGAGGCACUGAGUUUGAAGGUAGGCCUUGAAAUACAUCCACAGGUACACCUCCAAUUGACUCAAAUUAUGUAAAUUAGCCUAUCAGAAGCUUCUAAAGGCAUGACAUAAUUUUUUAAAGGCUCAGUCAACUUAGUGUAUGUAAACUUCUUACCCACUGGAAUUGUGAUACAGUGAAUUAUAAGUGAAAUAAUCUGUCUGUAAACAGUUGUUGGAAAAAUUAAGUGUCAUGCACCAUGUAGAUGUCCUAACCAACUUGUCAAAACUAUAGUUUGUUAACAAGAAAUUUGUGGAGUGGUUGAAAAACGACUUUUAAUUACUCCAACCUAAGUGUAUGUAAACUUCCGACUUCAACUGUACAGUCGUGGUCAAAUGUUUUGAGAAUGACACAAGUAUUGGUCUUCACAAAGUUUGCUGCUUCAGUGUUUUUAGACAUUUUCGUCAGAUGUUACUAUGGUAUACUGAAGUAUAAUUACAAGCAUUCCAUAAGUGUCGAAGGCUUUUAUUGACAAUUACAUUAAGUUUAUGCAAAAAGUCAAUAUUUGCAGUGUUGACCCUUCUUUUUCAAGACCUCUGCAAUCCGCCCUGGCAUGCUGUCAAUUAACUUCUGGGCCACAUCCUGACUGAUGGCAGCCCAUUCUUGCAUGAUCAAUGCUUGGAUUUUGUCCGAAUUCGUGGGUUUUUGUUUGUCCACCCGCCUCUUGAGGAUCGACCAGAAGUUCUCAAUGGGAUUAAGGUCUGGGGAGUUUCCUGGCCAUGGACCCAAAAUGUUGAUGUUUUGUUCCCCGAGCCACUUAGUUAUCACUUUUGCCUUAUGGCAAGGUGCUCCAUCAUGCUGGAAAAGGCAUUGGUCGUCACCAAACUGUUCUUGGAUGGUUGGGAGAAGUUGCUCUCGGAGGAUGUGUUGGUACCAUUCUUUAUUCAUGGCUGUGUUCUUAGGCAAAAUUGUGAGUGAGCCCACUCCCUUGGCUGAGAAGCAACCCCACACAUGAAUGGUCUCAGGAUGCUUUACUGUUGGCAUGACGCAGGACUGAUGGUAGUGCUCACCUUGUCUUCUCCGGACAAGGUGUUUUCCGGAUGCCCCAAACAAUCGGAAAGGGGAUUCAUCAGAGAAAAUGACUUUACCCCAGUCCUCAGCAGUCCAAUCCCUGUACCUUUUGCAGAAUAUCAGUAUGACCCUGAUGUUUUUCCUGGAGAGAAGUGGCUUCUUUGCUGCCCUUCUUGACACCAGGCCAUCCUCCAAAAUGUUUUGCCAUACUGUGCGUGACGAUGCACUCACACCUGCCUGCUGCCAUUCCUGAGCAAGCUCUGCACUGGUGGUGCCCCAAUCCCGCAGCUGAAUCAACUUUAGGAGACGGUCCUGGCGCUUGCUGGACUUUCUUGGGCGCCCUGAAGCCUACUUCACAACAAUUGAACCUCUCUCCUUGAAGUUCUUGAUGAUCCGAUAAAUGGUUGAUUUAGGUGCAAUCUUACUAGCAGCAAUAUCCUUGCCUGUGAAGCACUUUUUGUGCAAAGCAAUGAUGACGGCACGUGUUUCCUUGCAGGUAACCAUGGUUAACAGAGGAAGAACAAUGAUUUCAAGCACCACCCUCCUUUUAAAGCUUCCAUUCUGUUAUUCUAACUCAAUCAGCAUGACAGAGUGAUCUCCAGCCUUGUCCUUGUCAACACUCUCACCUGUGUUAACGAGAGAAUCACUGACAUGAUGUCAGCUGGUCCUUUUGUGGCAGGGCUGAAAUGCAGUGGAAAUGUAUUUUUGGGAUUAAGUUCAUUUUCAUGGCAAAGAGGGACUUUGCAAUUAAUUGCAAUUCAUCUGAUCACUCUUCAUAACAUUCUGGAGUAUAUGCAAAUUGCCAUCAUAAAAACUGAGGCAGCAGACUUUGUGAAAAUUAAUAUUUGUAUCAUUCUCAACUUUUAACCACGACUGUAUGUAGGUAUCUUCCCUCAUGCUGAACAAAUUUGCCUCAAGGACCAAUAAGGUCCGUCAGGAUAGAUUUGGCUGUGAAAACCUUGGAAAAAUGUAUUCUCAUGAACCAAAAGUCAAAAUAACACCAGCAAUUAUGUAGGCCCAUGGUACAUCUCUUAACUUAGUUUGAGAAAAGCUAAGGGAUUGGUUAAGAGUUAUUGAUAAAUCAAGAAAUCAGAUUUUACAUGUCCAUUUAAAUCCUUUGUGAAUCCACUUCACAAUGGCCUAUCAACUUGAAACCUUUUAGGUUAAUCAAAGACAUGACCAUGAUGAACCAUGUUAUAUCUUACAAAAUGAGGAAACUAUUAACAAUUCACUUUUUUACUAUGUAACACUAACGCUUAGAAUAAUCAUAAAACAUAUUUUUCACAUGGUCUAAAAGUCAGAUUCACUGCAAAUGUGGUCUUUGGACUCAUUACAAUAGUCCCUAAAUAAAGAGUUUGAGAAAAUAACGUUGAUGCAUUCAAAUAUAGCCACACUAUACCAGUAGAUGCAUAUUAGCACAUACGCUAAUAUGCUAAAAAUACUUUUAAAAAUCUUCUUCUCAAUAAGUCAUAAGACAAAAUGACACCAAAUGGUAUAUAUCUUCACUUAGUUUGAGAAAAGCUACGGGAUUAGUCAAAAGAUGUCUGAGUUAUUAACAAAAAUCUGAUUUUAUGUGUCCAUUUAAACCAGUGGCCUAUCAACUUGAAACGUGUUGCUAUCACGGAUAUCCCUAAAAUGAACCACACUGAAUUUGGGAUUGAUAUCUUUAAAAACAAGAAAACUAUGUAUAUUAACAACUAAUUAAUUGCAUAUGUAACGCGAAUGCUCAAAAUUAUCUGCAAUCAUCUUCUCCUCGGGCAACAUACGUCAGAUUCACUCCAGAUUUGGUAUAUAGACUCAAUGAAUUAGCCUCUAAUAAAUUUGAGAAAGAUAACCAACCUACAGUACUAGACUAAACUUCCUUUAUUACACACAAAGAAAGACAAGGAAUUGCAGUCAGUUUUGGAAUGGGUGGUCAGUAGUAAACUGGUCCUGAGAAUCUCUAAAACUACUUGGUGUUACCUUAGAUUGUAAACUGUAAUGGUCAAAACAUAGAUUAAAUGGUUGUAAAGAUGGGGUGAGGUCUGUCCAUGAUAAAGAGAUGCUCUGCUUUUUUGACACCACACUUCAAAAAGGAAGUCCUGCAGGCUCUAGUUUUGUCUUAUCUUGAUUAUUGUCCAGUCAUGUGGUCAAGUGCUGCAAAUAAAGACCUAGUUAAGCUGCAGUUGGCCCAGAACAGAGCAUCACGUAUUGCUCUUCAUUGUAAUCAGAGGGCUAAUAUAAAUACGAAAGGUUGAGGAGAUACUGACUGCACCACUUCUUCUUUUUAUAAGAAACUUUUAAUGUGUUGAAAAUUCCAAAUUGUUUGCAUAGUCAACUUACACGCAACUCUGACACACACACACUUACUCCACCAGACAUGCCACCAGAGGUCUUUUCACAGUCUCUAAAUCCAGAACAAAUUCAAGAAAGUGUACAGUAUUAUAUGGAGCCAUUAUUGCAUGGAACUCCAUUCCAUCUCCUACUGCUCAAAUGAACAGAUAAAAAAACAGUUAAAGCACUACCUCACAGCCCAACGCCUCUCCCCUAUUUGAUCUAGAUAUUUUGUGUGUAUGUAUUGAUAUGUAGGCUGUGUGCCGUUUUUAAAUGUAUGUAGUUCUGUCCUUGAACUGUUCUUGUCUAUUAAUGUUCUGUAUUAUAUUUCAUGUUUUGUGUGGACCCCAGGAAGAGUAGCUGCUGCUUUCACAACAGCUAAUGGGGAUCCUAAUAAAAUACCAAAAAAAGAUAGUUGCUACAUGAUAGAGUGCUUGCUUUGUUAUCCAACUGAGCUUGUGUCCUUUCUGUCAUCCUGUGAACCCCGUUCAUUGCUGCUCACGGCUAUUCAAUUUUAUUCUGCUUCAUCUCAGGAGAAAUGGUGUUCCCCUUUCAGGGACUUCACAGGAUCAAGUAGCAAGAGCAUUUCCUCUUUCAUAGUAUGAGAAAUACACUGGGAUGUUGUUUUGUAGAUGAUGUCUAUAUAGUACUGCUGAUUUCCCAGACACCGUUAGAUAGCAGUCUCCUCUGUUUCACUAACAUUCUUUUAACACAGAGGAGACCUUUUGUUGCUUGAUCUUUUCCUGAUGUAUCCAAUGUUAUACUUGCACACAGGACAAAGCUUGAAUACUGACUAUAGUGCACAUGUGUAUUUUGUGUUUCUGUAGCAGGAACCUUCUCUCAACAUUGCCAAAAUACCUGUUCAACCUCCCUCUCAAAGUGCUGGUGGUGAGCAACAACAAGCUAGUGUCCAUCCCAGAGGAAAUUGGGAAGGCCAAAGAGCUGAUGGAACUGGUGAGCACUGGCCCAGAGCUCAUGAGUGUGGGCGCGUGCGUGUUUUUCCACAUGCAUGUGUAUCUGGAUUUGUGAUCUAUGUCCAGUUAUUUGUAGGCCUCUGUAUGACAGCCAGCUCUCUGUCUCCCCCUGUAGGACAUCAGCUGUAAUGAGAUCCAGGUGCUUCCCCCUCAGGUGGGGAGGCUCCAGGCCUUACGGGAACUCAACAUCAGGAGGAACUGUCUUCACAUGCUGCCUGAGGGUAUGUAGCAGUUUACGUUCUCUCCCCUGGUCCUCUUCACUCUCUCUCCCUCACCAACACCUCUCUGGACCCCAGGGCAGUGACAGAUACCAACUAUAUAGGUUUACCGUACUCUCUCCUUAUUCUAUAUCCAAACCCUCUUAUGCUCUCUUUCUUUUUCUCUACCCCUCGCUCUCUCUCCAGAGCUGGCGGACCUGCCACUCACCAGACUAGACUUCUCCUGCAAUAAGAUCACAGAGAUCCCUCCUGUCUACAGGAAACUCAGGCAGCUGCAGCACAUCAUCCUCGACAACAACCCUAUGCAGUCCCCACCUGCACAGGUGUGUGUGUGUUCUUAUGUGGCAACAUCUGUGGUAGUUUGUGCUGUAAAUGACAUUUGGCGCUGCAUGGGAAUAUCCACUGCCAUCUCGAUGUGUAUCAGGGACGUGGUUACAGUAAUACACAGGUUAACCCCCCCCCCCCCCCCCCCCCCCCCCCCCCCAGCUGUGAUAGUAUUCAUGAAAUACCACAGUCUCUGGUCAGUUGGACACUUAAUUUCAGCACUUAUAUAUUUAGGAUGUUUAUUUCAUGUACUUUGUAUUUGUGUGUUUCAGAUCUGCCUGAAGGGCAAGGUGCACAUCUUUAAGUACCUGAACAUCCAAACAUGUAGGAUGGAUAAGAAGCCUGACUCUCUGGACCUCCCCUCCCUGGGAAAACGCUGCCUUCCCCAGCCUCUGACAGACAGGUACACUCUUAUAUCAUACUACAGACCAGACAAUCGCCCAUAUGCAUCAUGAAUAGUGUGUUCCAUUAAACUAUAAUGACAACUAGUAUGAUAUAUUUGAAGAUUAAUGACAUAUGUUCGACGUAUUAUGAAGUGCUUAUGAUGUUGUCAUGAAUGUGAGUUAAACAAAACUGUCUGACUGUUUUAUUACUGACUCUACCUUUAUAUGUCUCUACAGCAUGGAGGAUUUUUACCCCAGUAAGAACCACGGGCCUGACUCUGGUAUCGGCAGUGACAAUGGGGAUAAAAGACUGUCUACGACAGAGGUCAGAGUUCACCCACUGUAGUCAGGCUUAGACUGUACGAGGCCUAUUGGCGUGCGUUCAACCAUGGCAAAUUGAUACUGCCACUUUGUAUUUAUUCUGUAGUCAGUGUUUGACUUUACAUUUUUUACAGUUUAGUCAUUUAGCAGACGCUCUUAUCCAGAUCAACUUACAGUUAGUGAGUGCAUACAUUUUCAUACUAGACUGGACUGAAGUAGGUGCUGGUACUCAUUUAGGUGCUGGAACACUACAAUAUUUUGCAGGAACUAAAGCAGUAGAAUAUUUGAGGUGCCUGUACAAAGUUCCUGUCAGCUCCGCCCCAAGUCAACCACCUUCUGUAGUACGUGCAGACAUGUUCAGUACACUCGUUUAUGGUUCAUGCUCACUUAACUCUUAAGUUCCCUUCUCCUCGCCCCUUCCUCUCUUCCUCUAGCCUUCUGAUGAUGACACCAUCAGCCUGCACUCUCAGGUCUCAGAGACGGCCCGCGCCGACGCCCUCUCUCUCCUCUCCAAGAUGGACUCAUGCAAAGGUAAGACCGGUUUAGAUGCAGUGGAUUUUACUGUUAGGAAACAGUAUUUGAGCAAUAAUGUGCUCAACUUGCAACAAGCACAUAGUCUGAGGUUCAACCUGGUGUGUUGUUCCCGUAGAUCAGGACCCCUAUGACUUCAUCGAGCCCAACCCAGAGGAGGAUGCUGCCCUGUCAGAGGGGGAUCGGCAGCAGAGUGGUGGACCCUACAUCUCAUGUAUAAAGGUACAUCACAAGUAAUCCAUAGGGAGCUGUAUGGCCACUACAUGUACACCACUAACUAGCCUGUCUUCCACUGUCCAUGGGUGUGCUAGCACUCCCUGUUCCUAUUCCACUAUGAGCUCUGGGGUAUAGGAGAUUGUCAGUACAAGUUUGAUCAGUGCUUAAAACUAAUCAUACCUUUCAUCAAGUCAUAAAACUUGAAAGACGUGAAUGUCAGGUAUGGGAUCUCAAGUGCCAUAAGUCAGGCAAAUAAUUCAAGUACACUACAUGGCGAAAAGUAUGUGGACACCUGCUCGUCGAACAUCUCAUUCCAAAAUCAUGGCCAUUAAUAUGGAGUUGGUCCCCACUAUGCUGCUAUAACAGCCUCCACUCUUCUGGGAAGGCUGUCCACUAGAUGUUGGAACAUUGCUGCGGGGACUUGCUUCCAUUCAGCCACGAGCAUUAGUGAGGUCGGGCACUGAUGUUGAGCAAUUACGCCUGGCUCACGGUCAGCGUUCCAAUUCAUCCCAAAGGUGUUCGACGUGGUUGUGGUCAGGGCUCUGUGCAGGCCAGUCAAGUUCUUCCACACCGAUCUCCACAAACCAUUUCUGUAUGGACCUCGCUUUGUGCACGGGGGCGUUACAGUUGGCACUAUGCAUUGGGGCAGGUAGCGUUCUCCUGGCAUCCGCCAAACCCAGAUUAUUUUGUCGGACUACCAGAUGGUGAAGCGUGAUUCAUCACUCCAGAGAACGUGUUUCCACUGCUCCAGAGUCCAGUGGCGGCCAUCUUUACACCACUCCAGCCGACGCUUGGCAUUGCACAUGGUGAUCUUAGGCUUGUGUGCAACUGCUUGGCUAUGGAAACCCAUUUCAAGAAGCUCCUGAUGAACAGUUCUUGUGCUGACGUUGCUUCCAGAGGCAGCUUGGAACUCGGUAGUGAGUGUUGUAACUGAGGACAGACGAUUUUUACGCGCUUCAGCAGUCGGAGGUCCCGUUCUGUGAGCUUGUGUGGCCUACCACUUCGCGGAUGAGCCGUUGUUGCUCCUAGAUGUUUCCACUUCAUAAUAACAGCACUUACAGUUGACCGGGGCAGCUCUAGCAGGGCAGAAAUUUGACGAUCUGACUUGUUGGAAAGGUGGCAUCCUAUGACGGUGCCACAUUGAAAUUCACUGAGCUCUUCGGUAAGGCCAUUCUACUGCCAAUGUUUGCAUGGCUGUUUGCUCGAUUUUAUACACCUGUCAGCAACGGGUGUGGCUGAAAUAGCCGAAUCCACUAAUUUGAAGGGGUGUCCACAUUACUUUUGUGGAGCGGUGUCACAGAGCUGGUGUCAGUCCGAGCUUGUAUUCUAUUCAUAUAUACUCUGUUACAAACUUACGUGUUAAUCAUCGUUGAUUGAAGAGGUGAAUGAUUUCUUCCUGCUGCGUCAGGAGGGUUGUCCAACUAGGUCCGCGGUCUGAAGCGCUAGAUAUCCUGUGUGGUGGCUAGUGCCAUGCUGGCCAAAUCCAAGGGGGGAGCUAAAUGUUACAUCUACCUAUUUCUGCUAUCAUUCAUUCACGGUAGUCCAUCGUAUCCGAUGAUGACUUCCACUUCUGAGUUAACUGUGAAUUAUUUGGUGACUGUAGAGUCCAAUCCGAGAUCCACAAACUUUAUUGCAGGUGGGGCGUAUGCAGUCUGUGUUGGCGGGGGCAGCAUGGUUAUAUGUCUCAGUCUGUGUUGGCGGGGGCAGCAUGGUUAUAUGUCUCAGUCUGUGUUGGCGGGGGCAGCAUGGUUGUAUGUCUCAGUCUGUGUUGGCGGGGGCAACAUGGUUGUAUGUCUCAGUCUGUGUUGGAGGGGGCAGCAUGGUUGUAUGUCUCAGUCUGUGUUGGCGGGGGCAACAUGGUUGUAUGUCUCAGUCUGUGUUGGCGGGGGCAGCAUGGUUGUAUGUCUCAGUCUGUGUUGGCGGGGGCAGCAUGGUUGUAUGUCUCAGUCUGUUGGUGGUGGCAGCAUGGUUGUAUGUCUCAGUCUGUUGGUGGUGGGGGCAGCAUGGUUGUAUGUCUCAGUCUGUUGGUGGUGGGGGCAGCAUGGUUGUAUGUCUCAGUCUGUUGGUGGUGGCAGCAUGGUUGUAUGUCUGUCUGUGUUGGUGGGGGCAGCGUGGUUGUCUGUCUGUGUUGACGGGGGCAACAUGGUUGUAUGUCUGUCUGUGUUGGCGGGGGCAACAUGGUUGUAUGUCUGUCUGUGUUGGCGGGGGCAGCAUGGUUGUAUGUCUGUCUGUGUUGGUGGGGGCAGCGUGGUUGUCUGUCUGUCUGUGUUGACGGGGGCAACAUGGUUGUAUGUCUGUCUGUGUUGGCGGGGGCAACAUGGUUGUAUGUCUGUCUGUGUUGGCGGGGGCAACAUGGUUGUAUGUCUGUCUGUGUUGGUGGGGGCAACAUGGUUGUAUGUCUGUCUGUGUUGGCGGGGGCAACAUGGUUGUAUGUCUGUCUGUGUUGGCGGGGGCAACAUGGUUGUAUGUCUGUCUGUGUUGGCGGGGGCAACAUGGUUGUAUGUCUGUCUGUGUUGGCGGUGGCAACAUGGUUGUAUGUCUGUCUGUGUUGGCGGGGGCAACAUGGUUGUAUCUCCUGAGCUGUUUUUGCUGUCUCUUUGUGCUCCUCUCCUCCUCCUCCUCCUCUGUACACCGCUCUGGCAGAGCUGCCGCCAGGUGGAACGGUCGGCAGCAGCAUCCUCUAGGUCUGUGGGUUUGAUGUUACACUUCUUCAGCGACGUUUUCAGCUGGUGCUUGUAGCGCUUCAUCUGCCCCCCUGCAGACCGCCGGCCAACAUGUAGCUGGCCAUACAGGAUCUUCCACAGCAAGCGCUCCUGAGACAUUCUAAUGACAUGCCCAAGCCAGCGCAGUUGGUGUUGGGUGACCAUGGCCUUCAUACUCUUGCAGUUGGUCUUAGCAAGUAUUUCUGUAUGGGGCGCACAGUCGCACCAGGUGAUUCCCAGGCUGCGCAUGGUGCGACACUAUUAAUUGAAGUAUGCAUAUUUAUGAAAUGUCAAUGGGGUUGACAUUUGAUGAUUUCAUGUAUGUAUUUUGACCAUGUAUUUGUGAUUAGUCGGAAGUGGUUUCUUCCAAGGUAAAGGCCAUGUUGAGAUGUACUUAAGCCCUGUCAUUUCAUUGUUGGACAGACAUUGUUUUCAGGCAUGAUGGAGGCCUGGUGUUUGAUUUAUUUUCAGUUAUUUGUUAGUUUACCAGUCUACGUCCUGUUUGUGUAAUUGUUCGUACAUAUGUACGUAGUGUACAGUUUGCCACUCCUGCACUGUAAAUAAACGUCCAACCUGGACAUUGCACUGCCACUUCUUGUUGCCUCUUCACUGAAACCUCCACUGCUAGGGUGGCCUCCCUUACAAGUGGAAAAGGCCAACAGAUCAUCUCGUUAGGUUUUUUGGGGGGGAAACUUGUGGAAUAAGCCAAAGCACAGAGCUGAAAGGCCAAAUUAAAUGUGUCUCGGCCUGACUUGGAUCGAUAAUGGAAAACAGGCUUGUGAUUGAACCUGGAUAGUAGUGUAGGGGUUUUACACAUCUUCUUAUAAACUGGGUGGUUCGAGCCCUGAAUGCUGAUUGGCCGACAGCCGUGGUAUAUCAGACUGUAUACCACGGGUAUGACAAAACAUUCAUUUUUACUGCUCUAUUUACAUUGGUAACCAGUUUAUAAUAGCAAUAAGGCACCUCUGGGCUUGUGAUGUAUGGCCAAUAUACCACGGCUAAGGGCGGUAUCCAAGCACUCCGCGUUGCGUCGUGCAUAAGAACAGCCCUUAGCCGUGGUAUAUUGGCCAUAUACCACACCUCCUCUGGCCUUAUUGCUUAAUUAUAACAUUAUAUAUAUAUAUAUAUAUAUAUAUAUAUAUAUCUAUCUAUAUAUAUAUAUAUAUAUAUAUAUAUAUCUAUAUAUAUAUAUAUAUACAUAUAUAUAUAUAUAUAUAUACAUACAGUGAGGGAAAACAGUAUUUGAUCCCCUGCUGAUUUUGAACGUUUGCCCACUGACAAAGAAAUGAUCAGUCUAUAAUUUUAAUGGUAGGUUUAUUUGAACAGUGAGAGACAGAAUAACAACAAAAAAAUCCAAUUUAUGAAUUGAUUUUGCAUUUUAAUGAGGAAAUAAGUAUUUGACCCCCUCUCAAUCAGUAAGAUUUCUGGCUCCCAGGUGUCUUUUAUACAGGUAACGAGCUGAGAUUAGGAGCACACUCUUAAAGGGAGUGCUCCUAAUCUCAGCUUGUUACCUGUAUAAAAGACACCUGUCCACAGAAGAAAUCAAUCAAUCAGAUUCCAAACUCUCCACCAUGGCUAAGACCAAAGAGCUCUCCAAGGAUGUCAGGGACAAGAUUGUAGACCUACACAAGGCUGGAAUGGGCUACAAGACCAUCGCCAAGCAGCUUGGUGAGAAGGUGACAACAGUUGGUGUGAUUAUUCGCAAAUGGAAGAAACACAAAAUAACUGUCAAUCUCCCUCGGCCUGGGGCUCCAUGCAAGAUCUCACCUCGUGGAGUUGCAAUGAUCAUGAGAACAGUGAGGAAUCAGCCCAGAACUACACGGGAGGAUCUUGUCAAUGAUCUCAAGGCAGCUGGGACCAUAGUCACCAAGAAAACAAUUGGUAACACACUAUACCGUGAAGGACUGAACUCCUGCAGCGCCCGCAAGGUCCCCCUGCUCAAGAAAGCACAUAUACAGGCCCGUCUGAAGUUUGCCAAUGAACAUCUGAAUGAUUCAGAGGAGAACUGGGUGAAAGUGUUGUGGUCAGAUGAGACCAAAAUCGAGCUCUUUGGCAUCAACUCAACUCGCCGUGUUUGGAGGAGGAGGAAUGCUGCCUAUGACCCUAAGAACACCAUCCCCACCAUCAAACAUAGAGGUGAAAACAUUAUGCUUAUGGGGUGUUUUUCUGCUAAGGGGACAGGACAACAUCACCGCAUCAAAGGGACAAUGGACGGGGCCAUGUACCGUCAAUUCUUGGGUGAGAACCUCCUUCCCUCAGCCAGGGCAUUGAAAAUGGGUCGUGGAUGGGUAUUCCAGCAUGACAAUUACCCAAAACACACGGCCAAGGCCACAAAGGAGUGGCUCAAGAAGAAGCACAUUAAGGUCCUGGAGUGGCCUAGCCAGUCUCCAGACCUUAAUCCCAUAGAAAAUCUGUGGAGGGAGCUGAAGGUUCAAGUUGCCAAAUGUCAGCCUCGAAACCUUAAUGACUUGGAGAAUAUCUGCAAAGAGGAGUGGGACAAAAUCCCUCCUGAGAUGUGUGCAAACGUGGUGGCCAACUACAAGAAACGUCUGACCUCUGUGAUUGCCAACAAGGGUUUUGCCACCAAGUACUAAGUCAUGUUUUGCAGAGGGGUCAAAUACUUAUUUCCCUCAUUAAAAUGCAAAUCUAUUUAUAACAUUUUUGACAUGCGUUUUUUCUGGAUUUUUCUGUUGUUAUUCUGUCUCUCACUGUUCAAAUAAACCUACCAUUAGAAUUAUAGACUGAUCAUUUCUUUGUCAGUGGGCAAAUGUACAAAAUCAGCAGGGGAUCAAAUACUUUUUUCCCUCACUGUAUAUAUAUAUUGAAUUAUUGUGUAUAUAUAUAUAUAUAUUGAAUUAAUGAAACUUACUUUUUGUUUUGUUUCAGGAAUUGGAGAAGGUUCUUAACAAGUCACACCAAAGCAAAGAUAAGGAGAACUGGAAAGAGGAGUCUGGGUAAGUCCUCACUACACAGAUGGACAGGAGGAGGAAGGAAAGACAUUUCACCUUCAAGUUCUUCUAAGUUUGAACUGAAAUAAUAUUGAUCUAUCAGUCUCCUUAGAUAGUUAAUUUACAACACUGGUUAAUGUACUGUAGGUGAGUUGAUACUUAGCAGCUAGAUGAUAGCAGUAAUAAUAAUAACAACAGGCCAAGACAGUAGACAUGCUGAGAAGACUAUGUUGUUGGAUAGCUGCCACUAUAGUAUGGCCACAUAGUGAGUUAAUGUUAUUACAGUGAGUGUGAAGUAGGUGGCAUAGGAUUUGGCUUCAAAAGGUCAUGUCCCUGUGGCCUGCAGCUCUGAUAAAGAUCAGCUAGCAGAGGAAGAGGAGGAGGAGGAGGAGGAGGAGCUGAAGGAGGUGCUGGACCUGAGGAAGAUUGCCGUUCAGCUCCUGCAGCAGGAGCAACAGAACAGGUGAGAGGCUGACCUCUGACCCCUUGGCCCCUCCCUCCUCUCUGACCUCACCUCACUCUGAGCUCUGCCCUGCCCCUAGCCCCAUAUUUCUCUGUCCUCCUCGCCACUGCUGAGCUCAGCAUCCCCCACCCCCACCUCUGCUCGCGCUCUCUCUCUCUCUACCCUUGACCCCUUACAGUGAAAGAGCAGGAAGGUCCUGGGAUGUUCUUGGAGGAGAGGGUUGGGAGGGGAGGGACUCUUCUUUUUAGUCUCCAAGAGUGUUGGGCAGAAAAGAUAAGGACUUGAUUUACAACCCCUGACAGUUAUGGGUUUCUGACUAUUUAUUGGGGUUCUAACCACAGUUAUUAGGUUAACUACAAUCAAUUGUCACCGUGAGCCAGCCGUAGCUGUUGCAGACAGCAGGUGAUAUGUGAAGAGUACAUGUUAUCAUUUCUCUUGUAUUGGGUCCUUCUAUACAUUCUUAGAAAAAGGGGUUCCAAAAGGGUUAUUUGGCUGUCCCCAUAGAUAACUAUUUUUUGGUUCCAGGUUGAACCUUUUGGGUUCCAUGUAGAACCCUCUGUGGAAAGGGCUUUACAUGGCACCCAAAAGGGUUCUACCUAGAACCAAAAACAUUUUUUCAAAGGGUUCUCCUAUGGGGACAGCCGAAGAACCCUUUUAGGUUCUAGAUAUAACCUUUUUUUCUAAGAGCGUAUUCUCUGUAUUUUAUCCAUUGUAUGGGCAGACCUUAGGUCCUUUCCAGACAUUUUGCUGUUCCUUUUUCUCCUGAAGUUAUUACUCCAUCACCACAUUCUAACUAUCUCUCUUCCCGCUCUGCAUCUAACAAACCUCCCUGUCAUUGGCUCCUGUCUUCUCUCCUCUUAUUCCCUCCCUGCUCUCCCACCUCGCCUCUUCCUUGGACCUGAUUGGUGCACACAUGAUGUGUGGCUACUAGACGACGAUCCUUAAUUUGUAGAGCAGAGAGUCUAAUUCAUCGAAGGAGGGUUGCCGGCCGUGCACACAGGUAGAGAGAGAGAGAUGUGUGGUAGAGUGAGAUUGUGAAAGUUUAAGGAGGUGGUGUCUGUUUAAUUAUAAUAGUGAAAAAUGUCACGCUGGAGUUUUAAAUGCAUGUUUCUGUGCCUUGUAAGAUGGAUGCAUACCAUUAGCUAGAUUGUCUGUUGUUCUCCAGUUCUUAAAUCCACCUGAGCCCAUACCAUACCAUAUCAUGCCUGCCUGAACACAUUGUGCCUGCAGAGUGAAAAUAGAGAGAUGAUACUAAUCCUUACUAAUCCCCCCUCCCUCUGUCUACCUGUCCAGGUUCCUCAGUCACUCUGGCAGCUCCAGCAGCAAACAGAGGUCCCCCUCUCAGGCCAUCCGCAGGUACAUACAGCACAGCUCUGCCUAAACACAUGACUCCUGCCCCUUACACUCUGAGACCUUGGGUCGGUUGCAUAAAACUAGCCAGUUUCCUGGGCGCAAGUUAAGCCUAGUCAUGGACUUUAAAGCAUGCCAUUCAUGCGUCAUUGAAACUGUCCCCAUGACUCAUGUUAUAGGAUCUUGUCAUAAUAUACAGUGCAUUCGGAAAGUAUUUUACUUUUUCCACAUUUUGUUACGUUACAGCCUUAUUCAAAAAAUUAAUGACAUUAUUUUUUCCCCUCUUCAAUCUACACACAAUACCCCAUAAUGACAAUGCAAAAACAGGUUUUUAGAAAUGUUUGCAAAUUUACAAAAAAUAAAAAACAGAACAACCUUAUUUACAUACAGUACCAGUCAAAGGUUUGGACACACCUACUCAUUCAAGGGUUUUUCUUAAUUGUUAAAAAAAAUUUUACAUUGUAGAAUCAUAGUGAAGACAUCAAAACUAUGAAAUAACACAUAUGGAAUCAUGUAGUAACCAGAAAAGUGUUAAACAAAUCAAAAUAUAUUUUAUAUUUGAGAUUCUUCAAAUAGCCACCCUUUGCCUUGAUGGCAGCUUUGCACACUCUUGGCAUUCUCUCAACCAGCUUCACCUGGAAUGCUUUUCAAACAGUCUUGAAGGAGUUCCCACAUACAGUGCCUUGCAAAAGUAUUCAUUCCCCUUGGCGUUUUUCCUAUUUUGUUGCAUUACAACCUGUAAUUUAACUUGAUUUUUAUUUGGAGUGAAAUUAAAAAAAUAGCAUACACUACCGUUCAAAAUUUUGGGGUCACAUAGAAAUGUCCUUGUUUUUGAAAGAAAAGCAAUUUUUUUGUCCAUUUAAAAUAAAAUGUUGAUCAGAAAUACAGUGUAGACAUUGUUAAUGUUGUAAAUGGCUAUUGUAGCUGGAAACGGCUGGUUUUUAAUGGAAUAUCUAUAUAGGUGUACAGAGGCCCAUUAUCAGUCCUGUGUUCCAAUGGCACGUUGUGUUUACUAAUCCAAGUUUAUCUUUUUAAAAGGCUAAUUGAUCAUUAGAAAACCCUUUUGCAAUUAUGUUAGCACAGCUGAAAACGGUUGUGCUGAUUAAAGAAGCAAUACAACUGGCGUUCUUGAGACUAGUUGAGUAUCUGGAGCAUCAGCAAUUGUGGGUUCGAUUACAGGCUCAAAAUGGCCAGAAACAAAUAACUCGUCAGUCUAUUCUUGUUCUGAGAAAAUAAGGCUAUUCCAUGCGAGAAAUUGCCAAGAAACUGAAGAUCUCGUACAACGCUGUGUACUACUCCCUUCACAGAACAGCGCAAACUGUCUCGAACCAGAAUAGAAAGAGGAGUGGGGGGCCCGGUGCACAACUGAGCAAGAGGACAAAUACAUUAGUGUCUAGUUUGAGAAACAGACGCCUCACAGGUCCUGAACUGGCAGCUUCAUUAAAUAGUACCCGCAAAACACCAGUCUCAACGUCAACAGUGAAGAGGUGACUCCGGGAUGCUGACCUUCUAGGCAGAGUUGCAAAGAAAAAGCCAUAUCUCAGACUGGCCAAUAAAAAGAAAAGAUUAAGAUGGGCAAAAGAACACAGACACUGGACAGAGGAAGAUUGGAAAAAAGUGUUAUGGACAGACGAAUCGAAGUUUGAGGUGUUCGGAUCAGAAGAACAUUCGUGAGACGCAGACCAAAUGAAAAGAUGCUGGAGGAGUGCUUGAUGCCAUCUGUCAAGCAUGGUGGAGGCAAUGUGACAGUCUGGGGGUGCUUUGGUGGCGGUAAAGUGGGAGAUUUGUACAGGGUAAAAGGGAUCUUGAAGAAGGAAGGCCAUCACUCCAUUUUGCAACGCCAUGCUUUACCCUGCGGAUGGCGCUUGAUUGGAGCCAAUUUCCUCCUACAACAGGACAAUGACCUAAAGCACAGCUCCAAACUAUGCAAUAACUAUUUAGGGAAGAAGCAGUCAGCUGGUAUUCUGUCUAUAAUGAAGUGGCCAGCACAGUCACCGGAUCUCAACCCUAUUGAGCUAUUGUGGGAGCAGUUUGACCGUAUGGUACGUAAGAAGUGCCCAUCAAGCCAAUCCAACUUGUGGGAGGUGCUUCAGGAACCAAGGGGUGAAAUCUCUUCAUAUUAUCUCAACAAAUUGACAACUAGUAUACCAAAGGUCUGCAAGGCUGUAAUUGCUGCAAAUGGAGGAUUCUUUGACGAAAGCAAAGUUUGAAGGACACAAUUAUUAUUUCAAUUAAAAAUCAUUAUUUCUAACCUUGUCAAUGACUACAUUUCCUAUUCAUUUUGCUAUAUUUCCUAUUCAAACUCAUUUAAUGUAUGUUUUCAUGGUAAACAAGGACAUUUCUAAGUGACCCCAAACUUUUGAACGGUAGUGUAUGUAUUCACCCCCUUUGCUCUGAAGCCCCUAAAUAAGAUCUGGUGCAACCAAUUACCUUCAGAAGUCACAUAAUUAGUUAAAUGAAGUCCACCUGUGUGCAAUCUAAGUGUCACCUGAUCUGUCACAUGAUCUCAGUAUAUAUACACCUGUUCUGAAAGGCCCCACAGUCUGCAACACCACUAAGCAAGGGGCACCACCAAGCAAGCGGCACCAGGUCAGGGACAAAGUUAUGGAGAAGUACAGAUCAGGGUUGGGUUAUAAAAAGAUAUCAGAAACUUUGAACAUCCCACGGAGCACCAUUAAAUCCAUUAUUAAAAAAUGGAAAUAAUAUGGCACCACAACAAACCUGCCAAGAGAGGGCCGCCCACCAAAACUCACGGACCAGGCAAGGAGGGCAUUAAUCAGAGAGGCAACAAAGAGACCAAAGAUAACCCUGAAGGAGCUGCAAAGCUCCACAGCGUAGAAUGGGGUAUCUGUCCAUAGGACCACUAAGCCGUACACUCCACAGAGCUGGGCUUUACCGAAGAGUGGCCAGAAAAAAGCCAUUGCUUAAAGAAAGAAAUAAGCAAACACGUUUGGUGUUCGCCAAAAGGCAUGUGGGAGACUCCCCAAACAUAUGGAAGAAGGUACUCUGGUCAGAUGAUACUAAAAUUGAGCUUUUUGGCCAUCAAGGAAAAAACAAUGUCUGGCGCAAACCCAACACCUCUCAACACCCCGAGAACACCAUUCCCACAGUGAAGCAUGGUGGUGGCAGCAUCAUGCUGUGGGGAUGUUUUUCAUCGGCAGGGACUGGGAAACUGGUCAGAAUUGAAGGAAUGAUGGAUGACGCUAAAUACAGGGGAAUUCUUGAGGGAAACCUGUUUCAGUCUUCCAGAGAUUUGAGACUGGGACGGAGGUUCACCUUCUAGCAGGACAAUGACCCUAAGCAUACUGCUAAAGCAACACUCGAGUGGUUUAAGGGGAAGCAUUUAAAUGUCUUGGAAUGGCCUAGUCAAAGCCCAGACCUCAAUCCAAUUGAGAACCUGUGGUAUGACUUAAAGAUUGCUGUACACCAGCGGAACCAUCCAACUUGAAGGAGCUAGAGCAGCUUUGCCUUGAAGAAUGGGCAAAAAUCCCAGUGGCUAGAUGUGCCAAGCUUAUAGAGACAUACCCCAAGAGACUUGCAGCUGUAAUUGCUGCAAAAGGUGUCUCUACAAAGUAUUGACUUUGGGGGGGUGAAUAGUUAUGCACGCUCAAGUUUUCUGUUUUUUCGUCUUAUUUCUUGUUUGUUUCACAAUAAAAAAUAUUUUGCAUCUUCAAAGUGAAAAAAAGUGUUAUGGACAGACGAAUCGAAGUUUGAGGUGUUCGGAUCACAAAGAAUAACAUUUGUGAGACGCAGACCAAAUGAAAAGGUGUUGGAGGAGUGCUUGAUGCCAUCUGUCAAGCAUGGUGGAGGCAAUGUGAUGGUCUCGGGGUGCUUUGGUGGCGGUAAAGUGGGAGAUUUUUAUAGGGUAAAAGGGAUCUUGAAGGAAGGCCAUCACUCCAUUUUGCAACGCCAUGCCAUACCCUGUGGACGGCGCUUGAUUGGAGCCAAGUUCAGCUUUCCCCAACUUUGGUCCCGCCUUCUUCACGCUACCUCGCCAAUGCUCGCAUCGCCCAACUUCACUUCCCUCCAUAAAAAAUGUAUGGCUUCCGAAGUUUCAUCGCCCCGUUGUCCUCUUUGGAAACCCAUUGUAAGGUGUCUGUAGUAAAGACUCCAUUGUGUCUGUCUGUUGUUAUUGAUGGUUAGUUUCCCUAGUGAUGACACACUGUCCCAUAAAUGAGGGUAUUGUACAUGAAUGUAAGUUUGUGUGACCGAAUGAGUCAGUGUGUUUUCCUGUCUCUCUCCUAGUGCCUCUCUAGAUGAAGGGAGUAGUGGCGCGUCAGUGCUGAGUGGGCAGGUAAGGACUUACUGUACCUUCUGUUUUCUACAGGAAACAAGCAACUCAUUCUUCCCAUUUGUGUGAGUAAUACUACAUCAUGGUCAUCAGCAUUAUUCAUGGUUAUAUUUUGAUUUGGUGUUUGUGUUUCACUCAUGUUGUUCCCCCUCUCUGUCUGUCUCUGGAAAGGACCCCGACUUCACAGACGACGACAUCACUUUCUCUGAGGUCACCCAUUUCAUACAUGCCUUUGUUUCCUCACCCUCAUCAUCAUCCAUGUGAAGACGUGUCUGUGUGCAUGUUAGCCUUUUAUAACUGAGUGAUGUACGGAGAGGCUUUAGGUCAAUCAUCCCUUUAAAUUAAAUGCUAGUGCUGCUCAAGCCAAGGGUUUUUUGUCCAUUAUUGCAUUGCCAUUUUGGUUAGUACAGUGUCCAGUACCUUGACCUUUCACUUCUCUUCUCUCUCUCUGCUCCACUCUCUCCUCUGCUCCCGCUCUUCUCUCUCUCUCUCUCCUCUCCUCUCUCUCUCCUCUCUCUCGUUCUCUUCUCUUUCUCUUUCUCUUUCUCUUCUCUCUUUCUCUCUCUAGCCCUCCUCUUCGUGCUCCUUCGAUGGCAGCCUGAAGUCCGAGUCAGACACGGAGCCAAAGUGGCCAGAGGUUCCACCUGUACUCAACCAGAACGAGGAGCGCAGGAGAAACAAGUAUCUGAGGAAAGAUUAUCUAAAGGUAUGAGACCAUGACUACCAAAUUGCACUCUGAAGCCCAUGAUGUUGAUUUGUAUUUUUGUAUUUAUUAAGAAUCCCCACUAGCUGCUGCCAAGAGAUCUAAUUUUCCUGGGGUCCAGCACAUUAAGGCAGUUAUAUACGAUUUAAAAUAUUAUAAGACAUUACAUUUCAUAACACUUUCCACAACACAUUAUGUUCCCUCAGGCCACUAGUCUACCACGUAUCUACAAUACAAAAUCCAUGUGUACUUGUGUGUCUUAUAGUACUGUGCGCCUCCCAUAGUCUGUUCUUGACUUGGGGAUUGUGUGACCUCUGGUGGCAUGCCUUGAGGGGUAUGCAUGGGUGUCCGAGCUUUGUGCAAGUAGUUUUAAAUAGACACCUCGUACAUUCAGCAUGUCAACUCUUCUUACAAAAACAAGUAGUGAUGAAGUCAGUCUCUCCUCCACUUUGAGCCAUGAGAGAUUUACAUGGUUAGCUCUCAUGUACAGUGGGGAGAACAAGUAUUUGAUACACUGCCGAUUCUGCAGGUUUUCCUACUUACAAAGCAUGUAGAGGUCUGUAAUUUUUAUCAUAGGUACACUUCAACUGUGAGAGACGGAAUCUAAAACAAAAAUGUCAUGCAAUAAAAUGCAAAUUAAUUACUUAAAAAUCAUACAAUGUGAUUUUCUGGAUUUUUGUUUUAGAUUCCGUCUCUCACAGUUGAAGUGUACCUAUGAUAAAAAUUACAGACCUCUACAUGCUUUGUAAGUAGGAAGACCUGCAAAAUCGGCAGUGUAUCAAAUACUUGUUCUCCCCACUGUAUAUUUAAAGGGCCAGCCGUGCUGCCCUGUUCUGAGCCAAUUAUAAUUUUAUGAGGUCCCUCUGUGGCAGUAGUCCAGGUGCGACAAAAUAGGGCCUGUAGGACCUGCCUUGUUGAUAGUGUUGUUAAAAAGGCAGAGUAGCGCUUUAUUAUGGACAGACUUCUCCCCAUCUUAGCUACUGUUAUAUCAACAUGUUUUGACCAUGACAGUUUACAAUCCAGGGUUGAGUCAUCCGCAUUCGGAAAGUAUUCAGACCCCUUCCCCUUUUCCACAUUUUGUUACGUUACAGCCUUAUUCUAAAAUUGAUUAAAUAAAUAAAAAUCCUCAUCAAUCUACACACAAUACCCCGUAAUGACAGUGAAAACAAUACCCCAUAAUGACAGUGAAAACAAUACCCCAUAAUGACAGUGAAAACAGUUUUUUUGAAAUUUUGGCAAAAAAACAGAAAUACCUUAUUUACAUAAGUAUUCAGAACCUUUGCUAUGAGACUCGAAGUUGACCUCGGGUGCAUCCUGUUUCCAUUUAACCUUUAUGUUUCUACAACUUGAUUGGAGUCCACCUGUGGUAAAUUAUAUUGAUUGGACAUUAUUUGGUAAGGCACACACCUGUCUAUAUAAGGUCCCACAGUUGACAGUGCAUGUCAGAGCAAAAACUAAGCCAUGAGGUCGAAGGAAUUGUCCGUAGAGCUCCGAGACAGGAUUGUGUCGAGGCACAGAUCUGACCAAUACAUUUCUGCAGCAUUAAAGGUCCCCAAGAACACAGUGGCCUCCAUCAUUCUUAAAUGGAAGACAUUUGGAACCACAAUUCCCACAAUCUUUUUAUCAUCAAUUUCUCUCAGCCAAUCAUCAGUAGUUUGUGUGUGUAAGUGCCGUGCUUGUUGAAUGUCCUUCCCUAUAAGCAUGCUGAAAGUCAGUUGUCAAUUUGUUUACAGUAAAAUAGCAUUGUAUCUGGUCAAACACAAUUAUUUCCCAGUUUACUAAGGGUUGGUAACAGGAUGAUUGGUUUGCUAUUUGAGCCUGUAAAGGGGGCUUUACUAUUCUUGAGUAGUGUAAUUACUUUUGCUUCCCUCCAGGCCUGAGGGCAGAAUUCAGAUAUCGGCAUUGUUUUAGCACUAUCCACUGAGUUUUUAAACUACGGCUCGUGACAUGGUUCAGUGUUUCAAUAAAUCAGCACAUACUAUUUCAUUUGUUAUUAAUUACCGGCGUCUUGAAAAAAAAUUGGGAUCAUGUAUACUCAUGUAACGGAAAGCAAUUUACAAUACGGCGAACUAGGUUCUAGGGCAUGGAUGAAAUCUCUUUCUUAAUGCUUAUUUUCUUCUCACAGUACAAGUGCCAGGGUGCCCGAAGAAACUCCAGUGGGAAUGACGAGUGUGAGGUGAGAAUAGCUAUCCAAUCAAAUGCACAAUAAAAGCACAUUACAAUCAAAUUAUGUUAGCACAUACUCAAGCAAAUAUCCUCAUUAGUUGAUCUAUCUGACCAAUAAUCUAAUGAUGUGUUUUGUGUGCAGGAGGUAUUGCGAAACGUUGAUUUCAGCACCACCCUCACAGUGUUUGGCCUUAAGCCAAGAUCAGGUAAGCCUGAAUUAAGUAACCUGUUCAGGGGUUAGUCAUUCCUUAUAAGGCUUUUAUUUAUUAUUGUAUGAUUGGGCAAUACAAGUGGCACACAUAUUUUCAACACAUUUCAAUGUCUUCAAGUCAAGGUUUUGAACUCUGUAAAUAACUGUAAAACAGAGAGCAUGUGGUGGAGCAGUGAAUUUGAACAGGGUGUGCAAUUAUGAUGCAGGGUAUUAAUAGUGGCAUUUACUGUGUAUGUAAUGUAGUGAUUGGACUGCUACAGCUUGUCUGUCAGGGCAAGUCCCAAGCGUGGGGAUACAUUGCUUAUGACCUCUUCGGCAUGCUAUGGUGAUGAGCUAAAUGUCAUACCCCAGUAGUUAUCAUUAUGUGUGACACAAGGUAUUUUAGUUUGAUGCAAAUACAAUCAAUGUCAACUGUUGCGUGUGCCUCAGUGUACAUUUGACAUAUUAGUAAUUUAGUAGAGGCUCCUAUCCAGUAGUGAGUGCAUACAUCUUUUUACUUUUUCGUACGCGUAAAAGGUUGAAUUUACUUGUGGGCAGCUUUCUUUAAAGGGGCAAUCUGUGAUUGUUACAUCCAUUAUUGGACUUUUAAAUUAAUUAUAAGUACCCAUAAGUACCCAUGAAUUUAACUUAUAAAUGCCUCAUGAGCUUAGUUCAACUCGUACCCCAUCAGAACAUUGUCACAAGUGUAGGCAGGAGGCAGUCAAAUUUAUUAAUGCACCAUAGCUUAAAGCGGGACGAAACCCACAGUGCAAAAUAUAAAGUACUCAGGAAAUAGUAGGAGAGAUUACUCUCAGGAAAACAAGCAACAUAUACAAUGACCGACAAAGACAAAUGACAGAGGGAGUAUAUAUACAGUGAUAGAGUGGGGUUUGGAACCAGGUGUGUGUAAUGAUGACGAGACAAGUCCGGGGUUGAUGAGUGAAGGGCGUUUGCCAGCAGCAGGUUCGGCAGCAGCUAGAAGGCCUGAGCUGGACAGCAGGGGGAGCCAAAGCGAAGGCUGGUGUGACAAACAUACACUUUUCUACUCCAUUGUUUGUAAACAAUUUAAUUGUUAAAAAAAAUGUAUACAAAUGUAUAGCCUCAAAACAUGGUUUAAACUAUAGUUUUGAUAUCAUGGUCAGUCCUUGCAUCCAUAGCUUUGUCUAUGAAUUUGUGAGUGGUUACACUUCUCCAGCCCCAUCCCUCAGCUGUUUACCAAAUCAGUGGCUGCUUUGUUUGAACUGCAUAUUGCCCUUUUUAAAAAGAGAGAAAGAGAAGAGAAACUAUUUAGGGUUUUCAUAGAUAUCCAACAAACAGGGCAAUGUGUCCCUGACAGUUACACUCUGUCCUGCAGUCCCCGGUCAAUCACUGGACCUUUGACUGCACUUUGACUGCAGUUCCAGAUAACUUUGUCUCUGUUGUAAUGAUAAUGAUGACAAAUGAGAUGACCCUCUCAACUGUCUAAGUAAAAUUGUUGGAAGAGUUCAGUGGAAUUUCCAUGGUAUUUGGCCAUCAAUAAAUAGUUUACAAAAACACAUGUGGUGUUGAACACACAGAAAGGCUACUAAGGAGAUAUCCUUCUAAGUAGCAAUAGUAUUUAUUAUAUAAUUUAUAGUAUUUAUUAUAUCCUCCAUGCAUUUACAUCUUUAGUGAGGACAGGAGCUCAGGAUUUCCACACUAAAGGGAGUUACUAAACAAAACUUGUUUGAAACUCAAAUACACAUUUGACUGACUUAGAAGUAACCCUGGUCUGGACAUUCCAAAGUUACAGUAAUGUUUGGAAAGAAGCCUGAGUAAAUGUGACCGGUGUAGAUUGCUUCUGCGUUGCGUUUUGAUCAGUUUACAUAUGACUAAAGGAUCAGGGUUGGUGUUGAGUGUUGAUCUUUUAUUAUCUGAUAAUUACAGGAAAAGCUUCCAUUAACAAAUACUGUGCUGCCCUAAUACGCCAAACUCCUCUCUUCCACAUGGGUACAGUAGACAGGGCUAAGAAUAUCAAUAUUGUUUGACAACGAUACAAUAUAAUGCACAGUAUAAAAUGCAGCUAAUGUACAGUAUAGCCUAUGGGCCUAGCUAACUUUCAUCAAUAACAGCCAGACGUUACGUACAGUUCGUACUAACAGUCAAAUAUCGUCAAAAUAUCAUAAACAAAAACACGACAUACCUGAUAAAGAAACGAGCAACAUCCAUACAUGAAGUGUUGUGCUGCCCUUAUGCACCAACUCCUCUGUAAAGUACAAAAGGGGACAUGAAUAGCCAUGCUAGCCCAAUGACGACAUGUUCAGAGAAAAUGUAAGUAACUAGCUAGCAUGUACAGCAUUCACAAAUGAACAGAUAAAAAGUGAAUAAAUGCAUGAAAUGCAUACAUUUCACAAUAUACUGGUAGAAAAGCAUAAUAUUACAAUGUCAGUGACAAUACCGCCUGGGGCGGCAGGUAGCUUAGUGGGUAAGAGCGUUGUGCCAGUAACCGAAAGGUCGCUGGUUCUAAUCCCCGAGCCGACUAGGUGAAAAAUCUGUCGAUGUGCCCUUAAGCAAGGCACUUAACCCUAAUUGCUCCUGUAAGUCGCUCUGGAUAAGAGCGUCUGCUAAAUGAUGUAAAUGUAAAUGUAAAUAUAAACUCAAUAUCUGUGUUUUCACAUAUAGGAUUAUGAUUUUCAUAGGACAAUUUUUUUAGUAACCUACCUCUUCCACAUGGGUACAGUAGACGAAGGAGGUAAGGGGGGCAGUGGAUGUUUGAGGGGGAAUGCAGAAAGAAGUGUGCGACAUUAAAAAAGGGCACUUACAACAACAAAAGGAAUGUACACUAAUAUCAGGCAUAUCGGAUUGUUUAAUUUUACUAAAUGAAAUUCAACACUUGUUACAUAAUGUCAGUAUAAAGUCUAGACUCAUCUCUGCAGGGCCCAGAGGUAUUCCCAGAAGUCCAUUGUUUGAAUGCUCCCAAAAUGUGUAAUUUCAGUGAUUUCUGUACGUCACACCCUAUAUGUUGUUGUAGCUUUUUGUCGAAGCAGCCGUCAGGAGCCGUCAGACCCCAGUUUCACCAUGAGGAGGAAGAUGGAACACCUGAGAGAGGAGAUGGAGCAGAUUGGCCUCCUACGACAGGUCAGGAGAUUCAGAAAACACUAGAUGACACACUGAUCAAAAGACACCACCAAUAACCUGAUUAGACUUUACAAAAAGUAUUAUGUAGCAGUCCUUUUAAUUCUCUAAAUUUCCUGCAUUAUUUUUCAAUAAUUUUAACCCUUUAUUGGCCUAUAUGGAUAAGGAUAAUUUGAAAUAUUUCAUACAGAAGAAAUAAGAAAAUGCAUAACCAUGGUAGCAAUUCAAAGGGAAGAGUUUGGACCAAAGGUGAGGACACAACAGUUCAUCUGACACAAUAGACAAACAGACCAAUUUUGUUCCGAACAACCCAUGGUAUGACACGUCAUCUUGUAACUGUACAUCAAACAUAGUGAUCAUUAACGUUGACACUGUAUAUGACAUGAGUUUUAUGAUAUGGAAAUGUGAAGUGCACGGCUUGCUUGUAUGACAUCAAAGUGGUAUUUAUUAUACUCCUCCACGUCCCAUCUUUCAAAAUACAUAGUCAUCUUCAUUUACAGCAUUUCCCUCACUUGGACAACAAAACAUUUGCUAAAGUUGCACAAUUAGCUGGAGAGAUGGGGGAAAGUUCUUGUCGCGCGAGGUGCUCAAGUUCAGAAUGACUGUCAGUCAAAACACAUACAGCGCUGUGGAGAGCAGAGCCAGAGCUCUGACGUCAUGUAUAGCGUGUUACUGUGUUCCAAUUUAGGGGUUUAUUAGUGUCCAAAUCUACCCAUCUCAACCCGUAUACACUGGGUUUGAGUGUAAAGGGCUAUGGAAAAUCAGUAGCUUUUCAUCAGAGGUGGGAACCAAAAGCCUCUUAUAUUGGCAGAGUUAACAGCCAGCUGUUGACAGAGUUUACAAAAGAAUACAGUGUAAUUCUGAGAUGUUUUUCUCAUCUGAUGGGCCUUGAAUGGGCUCUUUCAUGUUGUCUGGAGUUCCUCAGAAUUCUCGAUGUGUCACUACUUGUUCUUCCAGACAGCUGCAGGUUGCAUAGUGUCCCGGUGGAUCACUCUUAGUCACUCCAAAAUCCUCCUGUAAAAUAAUCUUCAUACAUGUCUUGCCUUAGCGGUUGUCAUAGGUGAUCUACAGUUUCAACAGGGAUCUACAGAAUCCAUGUUGAAAGUGUUGUUUCUGUGACUCCUCUCAGAACCUGGAGUCCAGACUGAAGGUCUUGCUGCCGGACGAUGUCGGAGCUGCUCUGAUGGAUGGCGUUGUCCUGUGCCAUCUGGCCAAUCACAUUCGUCCUCGGUCUGUGGCCAGCAUCCAUGUACCCUCCCCAGCAGUGGUAAGCACCAGUUGAAAACCUGUUGUUUAAAAUCCCCAAAGCAAACCACCUGCGAAGAAUAAACAAAAUGCCUGUAACUGUUGACCAACUCUGUCCCACAGCCAAAGCUUAGCAUGGCCAAAUGCCGCAGGAAUGUGGAAAACUUCCUAGAUGCCUGUAAGAAGCUGGGUGUGCCACAGGUAAACACACAUCACUUAAUUAAGCAAUAAGGGCAGAGGGGGUGUGGUAUAUGACCAAUAUACCAUGGCUAAGGGCUGUUCUUAUGCACAACGCAACGCAAAGUGCCUGGAUACAGCCCUUCGCGGUAGUAUAUUGGUCAUAUACCACAAACCCCCGAGGUGCCUUAUUGCUAUUAUAAACCAGUUACCAACAUAAUUAGAGCAGUACAAAAUGUAUGUUUUGUCAUACCCUUGGUCUGAUAUACCACUGCUAUCAGUCAAUCAGCAUUCAGGUCUUAAACCACCCAGUUUAUUAUCACUGCUAUCUUCGAUUGCCAUCUGUCCUCUGUCAUCACCCAGAGAUCUGAUAUAGCUUUUUCCUCAGUUUUGGUACACUCCCUAACCAGGAGAACAUCUACAGAUAUGAUAAACAUCUGUAGAUAACCAUAUGUAAAUAAACUUUUGUCAGAUUCCUGAACUUAAUGUGGAAAGCUUAAGAGGAUAGGUUGAGCUGUGCCUGGGCGGCAGGUAGCUUAGUGGGUAAGAGCGUUGUGCCAGUAACCGAAAGGUCGCUGGUUCUAAUCCCCGAGCCAACUAGGUGAAAAAUCUGUCGAUGUGCCCUUAAGCAAGGCACUUAACCCUAAUUGCUCCUGUAAGUCGCUCUGGAUAAGAGCGUCUGCUAAAUGACUAAAAUGUAAAUGUAAAAUGUUUUUGGUUUAGCCAACUGCCUUGUUGUCUUGCCAACCACAUCUUACAACAAAGAAAUAGACUGGCACCCAGAGCAGCGUGACAGAGAUAGAAACAUCAAUUCACUUGUACUGUCCUUUAAGUGUUUUGAAAGGGCCGGUGAUUACUGCGUGCUGUGUUUCUGCCCUGGCAGGACAAGCUGUGUUUGCCCCACCACAUCCUAGAGGAGCGUGGGCUGGUGAAGGUGGGCAUGACCGUCCAGGCUCUACUGGAUCUGCCAGCCUCCAAGCCCACCCAGCUGUCUGCUGUCUAACAGGAGCCUGGACACUGCCUCCAACCCCCUGUCCAGUCAAGCCAUUCACACCCCAGCCCUACACCCCACAGAGGAGGGGGCUUCCAGUCCGCUCUGCUCAUCACCAGGGACCCCUUAGGGGCGAGGGCCUGGGGGUUGCAGGGAGCCCAUUGUCAGCUGAUUGAGCCAGGAGAGGGAGUGGUUAAUUCAGAUCCUCCCACCCUUCCUAUAUGAUGUCAGCUGGGACCCGCCUCUCAUCCAUCAGAUUGUUAGCUUCUGUCAUGUCCUACCCUCAGGGGACCCUACUGUACUGUGUGUGUAGAGUACCAGUGUGACUGUCUGUGUGACCUGCGCAGUGUGGACUUCAUGAGAGCCGGUGAACCUAAAGCCAGGUCAGAGGUCAGACUAAGGGGGGUAUCACAGUGAAGAUGAAGACCUGUUUGUCACCAUGGUGAUUUUGACUGGCACAUGGUCAGACACCACUGAGCCUAGUGGUGCCAACACUGAAGUCACUGGGUUUUCAACUCUGUAUUAAAAUACAUUGGUAGUGAAGUGAUAGCUGUUUUAAAGGCAUGUACUCACUCUUCACUCAGAGAACUUAACUGCAUGCUGGCCCACCAGCCAUACCACAUAACUCAAGUGGUCCUUAACCUCUGACUUUUCUUUUCGAACAAAUUAGCAUUCAAAUUGGAUUUUGAGUCAUAUUUGUACAAGAGCAUUGUGAUAUCACAUUAUACCUCUGUUUGAUAUCCCAGAGGUAAAGCUUGGGACGUCCUUAACAGUGCUUUACCUCAGAGGAGCCAGCAGUAACCAAAUGCCGGUACACACACUUCUUACAGUCUGCAUUUGACUAGAAUUAUUGUACUGUCCAUAACAGUGCCAUUUGGGGGAAGAAUGCUAAGCUUACUUUUUAAAGCAUGAUGUCCAUGACUCAGAAGGAUGUUGUACUGCAGCACAUCUGGAUAGAGACUUCCUCACAUGCACAAGGUUGCUGAUGGUCUCAUGUCCAGUCACCCGUCUGUCUGCUGCUCUGCUGUGGGGAAGGGAGGAUGCUCUGAGGUACUGCAGGUGGUUUUGGUAGCUCACCACUUGACAGUACACGAGAGAGCCAUCCCACUGUCACAGGACCUUCUCUCAAAUGCAGACCUAAAGACAUAAGACUACUGUGACUGCAUGUAGCUUUGAUCGUAUCACGUGCUCAUUUUGAAUAGGACUAGUUGAAAGCACAGGGGUAUGUAGUUGGGAUAUUGUACCAUAUACACUUACAAUCCUGAGAUUGUAUCUUUUAGUAAUUUGAUGCAAUGAAAUGUUUUUUUUUUUUAUGUUGAAAUAUUUAAUCUUUAAGUUUAUUUCUUGCUCCUCUGGUUGGAUUCACAACUGCAAAACAUCAAAUAAGGAAAACAAAAUAAGCAAUUAGGUGAUCCCAUAGAUUAAUCCUGACCAUUUGAAAUAUUUUAUCAGGGAAACUAUUUAUCUAUUAAUUUUUUUCUAUUUAUAUGCUUUGUUUGUGUUUCACCCCUGAUGACCCCCUUAGGUUGUGACAGGAGUUUUCAGCUCCAAACUGAUGAGACAUUUGAAAAAAUACUAAUAAAGUGCGAAGUGGCAAUUUACCACCAUAGAGUUAGAUAGAGGACUCUAGAUGGAUAAAACCUGUUUUGGCAUUGCCAUUGAGGGCUUCACCAUUUUAAAGUAGUCAACUGGGUGGGACUUCCUGUGGGUGAA